AUGACACGCACAUCGUUUCUCGUGCAAACUGUGAUCUCGGCCUUGUGCUUAAAUGGCGCCGUGUAUGCUAUGGAUAGCGAGGCCGACUGGGCUUUUGCAGCGAACAAUUUAGCAAAAAGGGCAAUUGCAGUCCCGUCACCUACUCAAGAAGGGCAGCCCGCGAACUGUAUAGCAUGGAAAAACGUCGAGGCGGCAGAAGCCGACUCUGGCGACUGUGACUCGAUUGUAAGCAAAUACAAGAGUAUCAAGUUGACUAAAGCGACAUUUCUUUCACUUAAUCCUGCUCUUAAGGGCGAUUGCGCCAACCUCAAGAAGAACUUCUACGUUUGCGUGCAAGUGGGCGCUUCCACUGGGGCAGCCGUAAAGGCUGCAGCCACGCCAAAGACACCGGCGAAAGCCGAGGAGGAAGAGGAAGAAGAAGAAGAAGAUGACCGACACGCCGACAACCCCCCAGCUGUAAAACUUACUACUAAAAAUCCAGCACCUCCAACAAAGCUUGAGGCAGAAGAGAAGGACCAAUUCUUAGUCACUGGCGCCGGUGAUACUACUCUCAGCACCCGAUUCUGCGCUCCCCGAAGGAACCUUGUCAAUUUGCAGAAAGAACUACCGGAUACUUUCAACCUGCUUGUUCUUGCUCUCGAUAAGAUGAUGAAAACUCCUGAUAGCGAUGCGCGGAGCUACUUUCAAAUAUCCGGUAUCCACGGGGCGCCAUUCAUUUCCUGGCCUGUUCCAGGAGAAUCGGGUAACGUUGGGCUCGGGUAUUGUACCCACAAUUCCGUCAUUUUUUCUACGUGGCAUAGGCCUUAUAUUCUAGCCUUUGAGCAAACUCUCUACCGACAUGGCAGAGAUAUUGUUCGAAGACUUUUUACUCAACCAGCAGUCCAGAAAAAAUACAUAACCGCUUUACAGCAGCUCAGAUGGCCAUACUGGGAUUGGGCAGAUAGCACUAAUCAGAGCAGAAUGCCGAAAGUUACUAUGGAUAAAACUAUUUCCGUCAUGGCCCCCGAUGGCAAAGGAGGUGAAAGGAAAGCAACAAUCGCGAAUCCCUUUUAUUCCUAUGUGUUCAAAGGACGUGAAAACAUACUAUUCAAAAAAGACUUUACAGGCUUGAAAGCUACUUCACGGAGACCGGAGAACUCCGGCAGUAGUGUGAGCUUCGACGCGGCUGCAGACAACGCCAUGCAGAGUGGUUACACUACGAGGCGUAAACAGGCUUAUAAUGCUUUAACAAGCGCAACUACUUUUAACUUCUUCUCCAAUGCACUUGAGAAGCUUCACAAUGACGUUCAUAUGCAAGUUGGCGGCAAUGGUAUUAUGGGCCUCAUUUCAUACGCCGCUUUUGAUCCCAUCUUCUGGCUUCACCACAACAAUAUUGAUCGUUUGCUGGCAAUCUGGCAAGCCGCCAACCCCGGAAAAUAUUUGACACCAGAUACCGCCACUCCUUCUUUUAAGCGUAAAGUCCAGGAAGACGAUCAAGACGAUUUAGAUACUCCACUAUACCCCUGGAAACACACAGACGGAAAGUGGUGGACGUCUAAUGAUGUGAAGGAUGUCACCAAUAUCUGGAAAUAUGGCUAUGGUUAUCCAGAAGUCCCAUGCUAUUACCAGGGUGAUACAAAUACCUUAGACGAUCACGCUACAGAGGCGAUUAACAGAGCCUAUGGUGACAUUGGUGUGCCUAGAAUUAAGGGUCGCGCUGCUGUCACGAGUGCUUCUGUAGCUGGCCGUAAUGUUACAGAAUGGGAUAUCAACAUCAUUGUCGACCAAGCAGAGCUACCUGGUACCUUUUCGAUCUACGUCUUCUUGGGCAAUCCUCCCGCAGAUCCCAAGAAAUGGGAUAUGUCUUCACAGAAGGUUAGCACGAUGACUCUACUCGGCAACCCAGGCGUAGCAAAGAUGAGCAAACUCGAGGGCAUGACUAUCCCCCUAGGCCCAUUACUCGCCCAAAAGGGAGUUAAAGGCACAGAGAAAGAGAUCCAAGACUAUUUGGCUAAGUACUUAGUAUGGACUUGUAUGAGUCUCGGUGAAGAGGGAGGCACUAAACCAUAUGACGUAAAGCUCAUGAAGUCCCUUAAGGUUGUUGUUACUAGUAGGAAUGUUUUUACCCCUAGCGAUAUGAAGAUCAAACCGAAAGUGAGCAAGGCCAAAAUCCAAACCGCAGCAACAAAGAACCAAGCAAAGAGUGGCGGCGCUUCUACUCUCGCUGAGCUUGCAAACACAAAACUCAAGGGUGGUGCUGCAGCCCACCUACGUAUUGGCAUUCUCCCUGAUAUUCAGAACACUACCGUUACUGGUAAGAGCUAUCGCUAG
Molecule: messenger RNA, 2310 nt
Organism: Orbilia oligospora ATCC 24927
Lineage: Eukaryota; Fungi; Ascomycota; Orbiliomycetes; Orbiliales; Orbiliaceae
Exons: 11
Coding region: 1-2310 (769 amino acids)
Molecular function (GO): oxidoreductase activity
Source: RefSeq, a predicted model, not a curated record